AUUUCUACUAUCAGAGAAGGGAAAUGCUUUUCGUGCAAUCUUACGUUAACCACCUUCCACACCUACGAAACAUAGUCUACAUUCACACGUGCCAAUCUGAUCAUCCAAACCUCAGGUUUUAAUUCAAGACAUGCACAAAGUCAAAAUCACAUCAGGUGGUAGACAUGGUUCCUUAUUCCAGUUAUCACCGGCAUAUCAAGGUUGUGGUGGAAAUGAAAGCUGAAUUGUGAAUAAUGAUGAAGACUACAUCAGCUAAAAAUAAAACUGUAUCAGCACUGCAAGUCUGAAAAGUUUAAAGCAAUGGACGAAACACAAGGCCAGUAUUGUUCUUCUUCCAGUUUACCUGAAUCUGCUUUAUAUCAUGGCAGUGGUGGGAGGUCUUAUUUCAAUGGACAAGUGAAUCUCGGGGCUGGUUUAUCAGGCCUGAAGAAGAGAGGUCAUGGAAGUCGCUCUUGGAUAAAAAUUGGUCAGGAUGGAAAUUCUCAGACUUUGACACUUGACAAGGCUACUAUUAUGAGACAUUGUUCUUUGCCUCCCAGAGAUCUGCGACUAUUGGAUCCAAUGUUCAUUUAUCCUUCCACCAUAUUAGGACGGGAGAAGGCCAUUGUAGUCAACCUUGAGCAAAUCCGGUGUAUAAUCACUGCUGAUGAGGUCAUCCUCAUGAAUUCAUUGGAUGGCAGUGUUGGUCAGUACAGGUCAGAAUUAUGCAAUCGGCUUCAGAAAGAAAAUUCUGAUGAUCUACCUUUUGAAUUUAGGGCAUUAGAGUUGGCUCUAGAAUUGACAUGCACAUCUUUAGAUGCUCAGGUAAAAGAACUUGGAAUGGAAAUAUAUCCCGUGCUAGAUGAACUAGCCUCAUCUAUCAAUACUCUCAAUCUGGAACGUGUUCGAAGAUUUAAAGGUCAUCUCCUUGCUUUGACUCAGCGAGUUCAGAAGGUACGUGAUGAAAUAGAACAUCUCAUGGAUGAUGAUGGUGACAUGGCUGAGAUGUGCCUGACCGAGAAAAAGGGAAGAUCAGAUACUUACCCUUUAAAUGAUUGUUUUCAAACUCUUACAUCAUGUAGUGGUAGAGUUAUUUCAAAAUCAGCUCCUGCUUCACCAGAGCGGUCAGUUAGUGGCAUCCACAUGUUGCAAAGGGCUUUCAGCAGCAUUGGAAAUUCUAGUAAACAUGGUAGUUUAAUUGGUUCAUCUGAUAAUGGGGAAAGGAUUGAGCCGCUGGAAAUGUUGCUUGAAGCCUACUUUAUCGUCAGUGAUAAUACUCUUAACACAUUAUUGUCGCUCAAAGAAUACAUUGAUGACACGGAAGAUUUUAUCAACAUAAAAUUGGGAAAUAUUCAAAACCGCCUAAUACAGUUUGAGUUGCUCCUUACAGCAGCUACAUUGAUAGCUGCAGUAUUUGCUGCCGUGGCAGGAGUAUUUGGAAUGAACUUUGAAACCACAGUUUUUGACUAUCCAUCUGGAUUCAAUUGGGUUUUGGUAAUUACAGGAAUUGCUUGUGCAUCGUUGUAUUUGGCCUUCCUAUUCUAUUUUAGGUACAAGAAAGUUCUUCCAGCAUAAAAUUC
Messenger RNA from Gastrolobium bilobum, 1559 nucleotides. RefSeq names its product magnesium transporter MRS2-5. Gene Ontology annotation, molecular function: magnesium ion transmembrane transporter activity. Gene Ontology annotation, biological process: magnesium ion transport. NCBI's taxonomy places the organism in Eukaryota, Viridiplantae, Streptophyta, Magnoliopsida, Fabales, Fabaceae. The transcript is spliced from 7 exons. Bases 301 to 1554 code for a protein of 417 amino acids. The record is from RefSeq and is a predicted model, not a curated record.